AUGGCUCAAUUCGAUUCUUGUCCCGAUAUCCACCUGGAGAACUUCUUUGAAGUUGUCAUUGUCGGCGGCGGCACGUGCGGGCUUGCCGUGGCGCUGAGACUAUGUGAAAACGCUCCGGGCUCCAUAUACACCGAGGAGGAGCACCAGAGAUUCCACUGGUUGAAGAACCGGGGGUCCCGUGUCAGCACGAUCCACAAGGGCAUGACAAAAACGCUGAAGUACGUGGCACCUACGAAACUCACGGCGGAAAAUAUCCUCGUUUUGGAUGCGCUUCUGGAUCUGUUCAUGGGAGGCUGGGACAACCAGUUCAGAUCGUGCCAGAUCCCUCAUUUACGGCUGCCCAUGUUUUUUCAUCCGGAUCCCGUGAAUAUUGACGGAAUGAUCACGUACGCUCAUAGCACAAAGAGGGAACGUGAUCUUAUGGAAAUCCAGAACGUCGUGGGUAAGGAGUACCUGAAGCACCAGAUCAAGAGAACCAUGAAGAAGAAGCAGAACAAACAACCUGCGGUGAUUGGUGACCAGGCAGGCGGAAGCAACAGAAACCAUGAUCGUCUGGGCAUUGUGGACAUCAACAUGCGGGACUGGCGAGACUACUACCGUCCGCUGACGCCGUUCUUCCGUGAUUUCUGCAACGAUCUUAUUGACCGUUACAGCUUGCACAAUUGUGUCCGGAAGGACGAAGUCGUGAGCAUGAAGUACACGGAUUUGCACAUUUUCGACCGCAACUACGUCGAAAAAGGCUUUGUCAUCAAGACCGAAAGCGGCAAGAUGUAUGGCUGCAAAACGUGUGUUGUAGCGAGUGGACAUCGUGGAAAAGUGAAUUAUCCGAUUUGCGGAUUGGGCGAGAAGAAGCCCAGUUUGGAUGCCUCAUGUCACACGACGGACAUUUUCUAUGAAAGAGUGCCUUUUCCACAUCCCCGUUUGGUGGAGAAGAUCCAGCCUGAGAGGGAGAAGAAGCGUGCUGGACUGAGAGGCUCCCGGGACGAUUCCUCGAAAAAGAUGCCCCGUGAAGAGAGGGCAGGGAUGGAAAAGAUGGAAGAAAAGCCGGAGAGGGAGAAAAUGGAGGAAAAGCCAGAGAUGGAGCAGAAGAUGGACCACUUGAAGGCUGAAGCCAUGGAUGUCAAGAAGGAGAUGGCACAGAACGAUAUGGCCAAAAACGGUAUGGUUCAGACCGAUAUGGUUCAGAAGGAUAUGGCAAAGGCCGAAGCAGCUAAGGUUAAUUCCCCAAUGGAACCCUCCCUGACCCAGGCGGUGGAGAUGACCCAGGAGGAUAUCGCCAACGACUUGGAGCUGAAGCGGAGCAAGAAGAAAAUGGCCCGUGCUAAGGAAAUGAAGGAGAAGAUGGCGAUGGCCGAGGAGAAGAAAAAGCAGAUGGCCGAGGAGAAGCAGGCCAUGGAAAAGGCCCAAAUGGAGGAGUCCAUGGAGAAGGAAUCGAUGGAGAAGCAAUCGAUGGAAAAGAUGGAGAAUGGCAUGAUGGAGAGUGAAAAGCAGGAGAACGACGAAAGCUCGACGGGCCCUAGUCUGCCUAAAAUGGGAGAAAAGGCGGGCUCUGUUUCCUCCAUGUCCUCCAUCUCCUCUGUGGAGAAUGAGCCUUCCAUGAAAGCUUCAAUGGAGAGUGAUAAUUCCAUGGAGAACAAAGCAUCAAUGGAAAGUGUCAAAUCUAUGGAGAAUGAGAAGCCCAUGGCACCUACUUCCAUGGAGAAAGAGAAGCCUAUGACACCUACUUCCAUGAAAAACGACCCCAAAAUGGAUAUCGGACCCACAGAUAUUCCCUCCAUGGACUCCAAAAGCCAACCAGCCGAAUCUACAAAUACUAUGCCCAAGAAACCUCGACUGAAACUUCCCACGACCAAACCACACUUGGUCAUCAUUGGCGGCGGUUUAACGUCAGCACAACUCGCCCACGUUGCCUGUCUCAAGGGAAUCCACGUUACGUUGGUUCUCCGUGGGCCCGUCAAAAUCAAGCAUUUCGAUUUCCACCUCGACUGGGUCACCAAGUACAGAAACGUCAAGAAGCUGGCGUUCUACAUGCUCGACACCGACGAGGAAAGAGCACAGUUGAUUUUGGACGCCAGAGGCGGAGGGUCCAUCAACCCCGAGUACCACAUGAAGAUCAACAAGCACCAGGCGGCUAAACGUCUUCUGCUUAUGAAGUACACCACGAUGGAAAACGGCCAGUUUGACGAAAACAGCCAGAUGUGGAACAUGGAUCUUGUUACCAGGGAAGAAGGCAUGGAGCCCAAGGUGACCAAUGUCGAUGCGGACUAUGUCAUUUGUGCUACGGGUAUUCUGCCUGAUUUGCACGAUUUGGGUUUCCUUGACGAGAUCAUCAACGACUACCCGAUCGACAUUGUGGGAGGCUUCCCUUGUCUUACGGAUAACCUCCAGUGGUGUGAGGAGUUGCCGCUUUACAUGGUGGGCAAGAACGCCAGUUUGAGAAUCGGGCCUACUUCUGCCAAUCUCGAUGGCGCCAGAACCGGUGCUGAGAGAGUGGGCUGGAAAAUCCAGGAGGAUCUUGUGAAGGAGGAAAAGGAAGCUGAUGAUACCAGGUUGCAGCUUGCGGGCAACAACUUGAACUGGUACACGCUUCUCCUGGAGGCGUAG
Candidozyma pseudohaemuli is the source of this 2604-nucleotide messenger RNA. RefSeq lists its product as uncharacterized. The record is from RefSeq and is a predicted model, not a curated record. Bases 1 to 2604 code for a protein of 867 amino acids. The transcript has a single exon. NCBI's taxonomy places the organism in Eukaryota, Fungi, Ascomycota, Pichiomycetes, Serinales, Metschnikowiaceae.